Molecule: messenger RNA, 604 nt
Organism: Centruroides sculpturatus (bark scorpion)
Lineage: Eukaryota; Metazoa; Arthropoda; Arachnida; Scorpiones; Buthidae
Product: importin-8-like
Exons: 3
Coding region: 65-589 (174 amino acids)
Biological process (GO): protein import into nucleus
Cellular component (GO): nuclear envelope; cytosol
Molecular function (GO): small GTPase binding
Source: RefSeq, a predicted model, not a curated record
GCUACUUAGUUAACUUUCUUGUUCACGCUGGUUGUAUACUUCACAGCCACCUUUCUUCAAUUUUAUGACCACAAGCAGUAACAUUCGACGCAGUUUAGAAACAAAAAUGGAUACAAAUAAACUAGUGGAAAUUUUAAAAGCGACAAUCGAUCCUAAUCAAAGAGAAGUUGCCGAAAAACAAUUAGAUCAGGUUCACAAAAUAAUUGGAUUUGCACCAUGUUUACUUCAAGUAGUUAUGAUGAACAAUGUCGAGUUUCCAAUCAGACAAGCAGGUGUUAUUUAUUUGAAGAAUAUGCUUUCACAGUUUUGGCAAGAAAAAGAAAGUGAAAUGGGAAAACCAAUUCCAUUCAGUAUUCACGAACAAGAUCGUGCUAUGAUUCGUGAUGCCAUUGUGGAUGCAGUUGUUCUUGCUCCUGAACUUAUCAGGGUUCAAUUAGCAGUUUGUGUCAAUACUAUUGUGAAGCAUGAUUUUCCAGCACGGUGGACUGGAAUUGUAGAUAAGGUAUCGAUAUAUUUACAGUCACCAGAGAUGUCCGGAUGGAUGGGUGCAUUACUCUGUUUAUAUCAAUUGGUAAAAAAUUUUGAGUAAGUAUAUUCUUACAUU